GCUUUGGUCGGGGCGAACGAGGGCAGUGUGAGGGCGGUGGGCUCGCGCGGCGGCGUCAUGUCCUCCGAGGUGGCCGCCCGCUGCGACGCCAAGAAGUUGGUGCGCUCGCCCAGCGGCCUGCGCAUGGUGCCCGAGCACCGCGCCUUCGGCAGCCCGUUCGACCUGGAGGAGCCGCAGUGGGUCCCCGACAAGGAGUGCCCGCGGUGCAUGCAGUGUGACGCCAAGUUUGACUUUCUCACCAGAAAGCACCACUGCCGCCGCUGCGGGAAGUGCUUCUGCGACAAGUGCUGCGGCCAGAAGGUGGCGCUGCCGCGCAUGUGCUUCGUGGACCCCGUGCGCCAGUGUGCGGCCUGCGCGCUCGUGUCCCGCAGGGAGGCCGAGUUCUUCGACAAGCAGCUCCGCGUGCUGCUCAGCGGAGCCACCUUCCUCGUAAGUUUUGGAAACUCCGAGAACUCAGAAACGAUGGUUUGUCGUCUCUCCGGCAACCAGAGAUACCUGCUGCUGGACGGGGCCAGCCACCACGAGAUCCAAGUCACACACAUCGCCGCGGUGCAGGUCCUCACGGAGGGCUUCCCCGCUGGAGGUGAUGCGCCUGCCCCUCACGGGACGGAGGCGGGACACAGCAGGGGCUCCCUGUGGGCAGGGGGCGCCGCUCGCGCCACAGGCAUGUCCCUGCAGUUCUCGACACCAGGGGCGGAAAGCGUGGUCCAGCUGAAGCUGACUGCAGGGGAGGAUGCACAUGGCAGCAGGAAGCAGGCGAUGGCAUGGCUGGCAGCCAUGCACAAGGCCGCCAAACUCCUCUACGAAUCUCGGGACCAGUAACUGCACAGGCCAGCGGUCCGCGUGGACAUGGAGCCGGCUCGCUGCCUCGCCCUGAUCCCACGCGUGGUGGGAAGGCAACGCGAGACUGGAGGACAGACGUGUCCCCUUACCCAGUGCGAUUCGCCCGCGUUUAUUAACAUGCCGGCUUCCGGCUUCCGGCCGUUUUCCUGUUGAAGCCUCAGUGGGUGGAGGCCCAGCUACACUACCGCUAACUGUCUGUAGCAUAAUCUUUGCCACGUGUUUGAGUCCAGGUUUACUAGGAGGUUCUGGACCCUCCUCUUCGUGAAUUCUCACGGCGCCCGGCCCUGCAGCGGCCCCAGUGCCUGCGGGGGUCACUGACACUAACGCGGCUCUCAAGCCUCUGACACUUCACUGCGGGGAGGAGCGGCUGUGCUGUACUUUUCACUCCCCGUCUCACUUUAUUAGAACAAUUGUACAUCCGUUUGUAUGUAAAGCUUGAUUAAACCUAUUUUAACAAUA
Molecule: messenger RNA, 1302 nt
Organism: Pipistrellus kuhlii (Kuhl's pipistrelle)
Lineage: Eukaryota; Metazoa; Chordata; Mammalia; Chiroptera; Vespertilionidae
Gene: ZFYVE21
Product: zinc finger FYVE-type containing 21
Exons: 7
Coding region: 58-822 (254 amino acids)
Molecular function (GO): metal ion binding
Source: RefSeq, a predicted model, not a curated record